AUGAUUUUAUCUAUCUAUCUAUCUAUCUAUGAUUUUACAUAUCUAUUUUUCUAUGAUUUUAUCUAUCUAUCUAUCUAUCUAUCUAUCUAUCUAUCUAUGAUUUUACAUAUCUAUUUUUCUAUGAUUUUAUCUAUCUAUCUAUCUAUCUAUCUAUCUAUCUAUCUAUCUAUCUAUGAUUUUACAUAUCUAUUUUUCUAUGAUUUUAUCUAUCUAUCUAUCUAUCUAUCUAUCUAUCUAUCUAUCUAUGACUUCCCAUAUCUAUUUAGCUAUGAUUUUACAUAUCUAAUUAUCUAUUAUUUACAUAUAUUUUACAUAUCUAUCUACGUAUCUCUGAUUUUAUCUAUCUAUCUAUCUAUCUAUCUAUCUAUCUAUCUAUCUAUCUAUCUAUCUAUCUUUCUUGCUUAUAGUAAAAGUAUUUAUAUCAUUCUCUUUCUUUCUUUCUUUCUUUCUUUCUAUCUAUCUAACUUGCUCUAUAAUUUAUAUCAUUCUGUUUCUUUCUAUCUAUCUAUCUAUCUAUCUAUCUAUCUAUCUAUCUAUUUCAUUCUGUUCAUAUCUAUCUAUCUCUCUUCUCGCUCUGUAUUCCAGAGAACUUCAGGCUACAAGAGACAAUUGAAAUGCCGUAAUAUUCAAGAGAAAGAUAAUUUAUAUCAUUCUGUUUCUAUCUAUCUAUCUAUCUAUCUAUCUAUCUAUCUAUCUAUCUAUCAGAAGGCUUCCUAA
Acanthosepion pharaonis is the source of this 717-nucleotide messenger RNA. Lineage: Eukaryota; Metazoa; Mollusca; Cephalopoda; Sepiida; Sepiidae. The record is from the annotation of a GenBank genome assembly.